ACAUACAAAUUUAACACAUUUCAGCCAUUUCCAAACACUGUGGAACAUGCUAAAUGUUAAAUUGAAAAUAAAUUAAAUAUGCUGGGAGAAUGGUAUUCAUUUUAGGUAAUAUUUAUUAUAAUUGAAAACAAUAUUUAUAUAAAUCACAAGCUUUUGUGGGAGUAAGUUUAGUUUCUGUCAUAUAUUUCACUACUGGAAGGACCUUUUUUAACUUCUGUAUAUCCAUAAUCAGUAUGGAUACACCCUCGUUAUCUCAUUUGUCCAAAAUAGAAUAUGACCAUGUGUAUGAACCAGCGGAAGACACUUUCCUCCUCAUUGAUGCAUUAGAGGAAGAUCUGGCAUUGUUGCAAAACAUAAAACCAACUGUGUGUGUUGAGGUGGGGAGUGGCUCUGGAAUUGUAAUCACUGCAGUAGCAAAAGCUCUUGGUAGAACCAGCUUCUAUAUUGCAGUUGACAUUAAUCAGGUCGCAUGCAAAGUGACACAAAAGACUGCACAGUUGAAUGGGACUGAUGUGGAAGUGGUUGCUAUGGAUUUGAUGUCAGGAUUCCACUUGGACAACAAAAUUGAUGUAUUGAUCUUCAAUCCACCAUAUGUUGUAACACCAUCUGAAGAAAUUUUGGGGAACAAAAUGUACGGAGAUCUUACAAGAGCUUGGGCUGGUGGAGAGAGAGGACGAGAAGUUAUGGACCAACUGUUUCCAAAGAUUCCAGAUAUUCUGAGUCGAUGUGGUGUCUUCUACUUGGUUGUAAUUUCAGAAAAUUGUCCUGAAGAUAUAAAGCAUCUCAUGAAUGAUCUGGGUUUUAUUAUGCAUGUUGUUAAGGAGCGUAAGGUCAGAGGUGAAUAUUUACUGGUUUUAAAAUUUACCAGAAAGUAGUAAAUGAGAAAUGUAUAAUAUAUAUAUAUAUGUAUGUAUAUAUUUUAAUAAAGUGUAGUUAAUUACAUA
Molecule: messenger RNA, 944 nt
Organism: Zootermopsis nevadensis
Lineage: Eukaryota; Metazoa; Arthropoda; Insecta; Blattodea; Termopsidae
Gene: HemK2
Product: HemK methyltransferase 2
Biological process (GO): methylation
Cellular component (GO): eRF1 methyltransferase complex
Molecular function (GO): protein methyltransferase activity; nucleic acid binding; S-adenosylmethionine-dependent methyltransferase activity
Source: RefSeq, a predicted model, not a curated record